Molecule: messenger RNA, 249 nt
Organism: Rotaria socialis
Lineage: Eukaryota; Metazoa; Rotifera; Eurotatoria; Philodinida; Philodinidae
Source: the annotation of a GenBank genome assembly
AUGGAAAAAUUCAGUAUAGCUCUCAUUCUCUUUACUGUAUUUUGGGGUUUCAUUGGUAUCGGUUUACCUUUUCUUAUACCCAAAGGACCCCAUCGACGUCUUAUUCAAACUAUGCUAAUAUUAACAUCGGCUUGUUGCUGGCUCUUUUGGUUAUGUUUUUAUCUUCAUCAAUGGAAACCAUUAUUUGGACCUCAACUAACAAGUGCUAAUGCUGGUGUAUUACGCAUACUUUGGGGCACAGAUUUUUAA